Messenger RNA from Engraulis encrasicolus (European anchovy), 1085 nucleotides. It is a transcript of the gene hdhd3, whose product is annotated as haloacid dehalogenase-like hydrolase domain containing 3. Bases 101 to 835 code for a protein of 244 amino acids. The transcript is spliced from 4 exons. The record is from RefSeq and is a predicted model, not a curated record. NCBI's taxonomy places the organism in Eukaryota, Metazoa, Chordata, Actinopteri, Clupeiformes, Engraulidae. Gene Ontology annotation, cellular component: nucleus.
GGAAUUUUAAAGCAAUGGGACCAAUACAGAUUGUUUGAUUGGAUGCAUUGCUCGUGCAGUGUCUGUGGUAGUACCUUGUACCCUUGAGCAGCAGGGGGCGAUGCGUGGGCCGGUGCGCUGGGUGCUGUGGGACGUGAAGGACACGCUGCUGAAAGUGCGGCGCUCGGUGGGAGAGCAGUACUGCAGUGAGGCCUCACGUCUCGGACUGGAGUUGCCGCCCUCACAGGUGGAGGCCGCUUUCAAACAGGCGUACCGGCGGCAGUCCAAGCUGUACCCCAACUACGGCACUGCACAGGGUCUGGGGGGUCACCGCUGGUGGGUGGCCGUGGUGAAGGAUACCUUCAGCCAGUGUGGUGUGAAAGACGGCGCCACUCUGGAAAAGCUCUCCUACAACCUCUACCACAACUUCAAAAAUGCAGAGAACUGGGAGGUGUUUCCAGACUCAGAGCGAACGCUGCGGAGCUGCACGGACAUGGGCCUGAAGCUGGGCGUGGUGUCCAACUUUGACAACCGCCUGGAGGGCAUCCUGCGCGCCUGCGGCCUGCUCAGCCACUUCAGCUUCCUCGUCACCUCCGAGGGGGCUAAGGUGGCCAAGCCCGACGCCGCCAUCUUCCACCAGGCCCUGCAGCGCUGUGGAGAUCCCGCAUCCAGCGUGGCGCACGUGGGCGACCACUACGUCAACGAUUACCUGACGGCUCGCUCCCUGGGGCUGCUCGGCUUGCUGUUGGACAGGGAGGGCAGCACGCUGCAUCUGGACGACGUUCCAGCCAGACACAGGCUCAGCAGCCUGGACGAACUGCCGGCGCUCCUGCAGAAGCGUGCAGAGGGUGGGUAGAUGUUGGAUGUCAGGAUGUCAGUUCUGCAUUGUGGUAAUUCAACAUGUAAAGAGCAGGAAUAAAUCCUGUAAAUGAGUGUAAUGAGUCUGACUCUCCAUGUGUUGAAUUAACACUAGACAAAUUUAACACUAAGAGACACAAAUGUAAACUUUUCUAUGAAGUGUGUUCUGUGAGCAAUGAGCAAAUGUCAAUUUCUACACAGAAUUUUAAUCAGGUCUAUUUUUUGUGAAGUUGGUCUUGUUUUUUUUU